Molecule: messenger RNA, 1249 nt
Organism: Anopheles moucheti
Lineage: Eukaryota; Metazoa; Arthropoda; Insecta; Diptera; Culicidae
Product: putative odorant receptor 92a
Exons: 4
Coding region: 1-1194 (397 amino acids)
Biological process (GO): sensory perception of smell; detection of chemical stimulus involved in sensory perception of smell
Cellular component (GO): plasma membrane
Molecular function (GO): olfactory receptor activity; odorant binding
Source: RefSeq, a predicted model, not a curated record
AUGGCGCAUAUCCUCACCCGAACUGCGGCGGACAACUUCUGCGUGAUGCCGUACAAUCUGCGUGUGUUUGCACUGCUCGGGCUCUGGGGUGAUCGGCGAAAGCUGUACCGGUUGUACGUACUGCUGCUGGUUGCGUUCGCGGUCAUCAUCUACCCGAAGCCGGUGCGCAUCUCCGACCGCCAUCCGCUCGAGUCGAUUGUGCGAAGCGUAGCGGAGCUUAUCUUUGCCGCGCUCUGCUACCUGACGAUCAUCAUCCUGGCCAUCAAGUCGGAACCGUUCCGGCAGGUGAUUCGUAAGCUGGAGCAAGCAUUGGCGCUGUUUCGGGAUAGGAACGACCAGUGCAGUGAGCUGAUCGUCGACGUGAACGUCAGCAUCCAUCGGUUUAGUUUGUGUUAUGCAAAGCUUCACCUACUGUACGCACUGCUGUUCAAUGUGGCACCGCCGGUCUAUAACUAUCCGCACUAUUUCCUGCAAUCGAUGUUACCGUCGGCCAACCGGACGGUGGAAUUUAUGCUCCCGCUGAUGCAGGACCUGUACGGGCUGGAUCUGCGGCACAAUAUCGCACACUACACCAUUUCGUGGCUGUCAAUCACACCAUUCUGUGCCUUUUUCACGCUGAUCGUCUGGUAUAAAGGGACACUGUUCAUGCUGAUCCGGUACAAUACGUUGCUGUAUCAGCUCGUCAACCAGCUGCUGCAACAGUACGCGUUUGGAGCUGCUGGUCUAAACCUUGGACAGAAACAUGACCGAUUGAAGCGUAUUGUUGAGCUGCACUUCCGUGCGAUCCAGUGCACUAAGCUGCUGGACAAUGUGCUUGGCUUAAUUCUACUGAUCCAGUGCGUGGGAUGCUUGCUGCUGCUCUGCCUCAUACUGUUCUACGUCACACGCAAUCAAAACCUCAACGUUAUCAAUGUUGGCGUACUAUUCGCUUCCAUUUUUAUCGAGAUGAUGUGUUUCUCGUACCUCGGUAAUCAACUUACGGAGGAGAAUGCCACCAUCAGUAAUUCCGCGUUCAACUGCCGCUGGUAUGAGGAACCGAUCGUGAUACGGAAAUAUUUUCUACGGAUCAUCUUACAGGCAGACCGCAAGGCAACGAUAACGGCGGGCAGGUUCUACAACGUUAACAUUGUGACAUUUGCGCAACUUAUUAAGUCGUCCUAUACGUACUACAUGAUAAUGAAGAAAUUGUUCUAACGCAACAUUGUCGCACCGCAGCAAAAUGAAGGACGCAAUAGCAGUGAAACAUGUU